AUGCGACAAGAUACUCUUGCUCAGCUGGCAAAUUAUAUUUAUAUCCUCCAACCAGUCGGUCCAAUAACCUUUCCACAAAAGACACAAUAUAUCCUUUUCGAAGGGCAAAAACGGAAUUCAAUAAAUCAAUCGCCUUAUCAGCGAAAGCGAACCCACUUCGUCCCCGAUUCUCAGCCUCUCUUCUUCUCCCCGUCUCUGUUCCGGAGACAAACGCAAGAAGCUAAAACGACGACCUGCGCAGUGAUUGGAAUUUAUUGCAGUUCUACUCCUACCCGCUCUCAUAAAACCUACCUCAAGCACCGCAGCAGGAUGGCGACGCCAUUGUCAGGGGACGGAGUUCUGGCCCUGAUACCACAAGAACCCGUGAACUCCAUCGACCCCGCCACCCCGUGUUCGUCUUCUACUCCCGCGGCGUCAUCUUCAACCUGCAUGAAUUCGGGUGAUAAGUCUCCGAUAUUUAUGUUUAUGGUAUUUCAGAAAGCUAUCCGGUCAGAGCUCGAGCAGCUGCACCGAGCCGCGAUUGCGUUCGCUACGGAUGGGGUUGGCGAUCUACGGUGGCUGUCGGAGCGAUGUCGGUUCCUGUUCGAUAUAUAUAAGCAUCACUGCAAUGCAGAGGACGCGGUGAUUUUCCCAGCUCUUGAUAUCAGAGUAAAGAAUGUGGCAAGGACGUAUUCUCUUGAACAUGAGAGAGAAAAUGAUCUUUUCAGUCAGUUGUUUGAUCUGCUAAGCUCAAACAUGCAAGGCGAUGAUAGAUUUCUAAGAGAACUUGCUUCACGCACCGGAGCAAUCAAGACAUCACUCAACCAGCACAUGUCUAAAGAGGAGCAACAG
Molecule: messenger RNA, 831 nt
Organism: Phalaenopsis equestris
Lineage: Eukaryota; Viridiplantae; Streptophyta; Magnoliopsida; Asparagales; Orchidaceae
Product: zinc finger protein BRUTUS-like
Exons: 2
Source: RefSeq, a predicted model, not a curated record